Mollisia scopiformis is the source of this 2085-nucleotide messenger RNA. RefSeq names its product HET-domain-containing protein. Bases 1 to 2085 code for a protein of 694 amino acids. The record is from RefSeq and is a predicted model, not a curated record. The transcript is spliced from 2 exons. NCBI's taxonomy places the organism in Eukaryota, Fungi, Ascomycota, Leotiomycetes, Helotiales, Mollisiaceae.
AUGUUUCGGUCGGGUGACGAGGAGGCCACACUCGAUGAUGGGUUGAAGAUAGACCGGCUUAAGGUGGGGAUUGGAACUCGAGAGUACUUCUUUCCGUCUACGGUGGAUGAUUUCGUAUUUCAUGUGGCUGCAGACCCAGGAAGUUGUGCCGCAAUUAAUGGGGAUGUCGUCGGAAGAUAUUACGGCGGAAAAAGCGUCUCUGAUGAGCGCCUCCAGGGAGUUAGAAAUUGGUUAGAUAGAUGUUUGAAGCAUCCUGGAUGCUGCAAAAUUCUGUCGGGAACAGAGGACAUCGACGCCCGUGAUGCUCCACUGCCAACUCGCUGCAUCGAAAUUAAAGGAGGCAAGAUCGUGCUCCAAGAGACUAGUGAUCUGAGAGGCACAUACGUCACGCUUAGCCAUCGCUGGAAUUCAAGCACCGAGCUAUGCAUCACUACGAUGUCUAAUCUUGCUGAUCGGCAAAAAGAGGUGGAUGUUUCUUGUCUUUCGAAAAUCUUUCAAGAUGCUAUUUCAGUCACCCGAGGACUUGGCGUCCGUUAUCUAUGGAUUGACUCUCUAUGCAUCAUCCAGAAAGGAGAUAACUACGAUGACUGGAACAGAGAAUCUUUUAAAAUGGCUCAAUACUAUCAAAGAUCUAUCUUGACAUUGGCAGCUACUUCCGGCUCAGUCGAAGAAGGACUAUGUCCGACUAAAAGCUACGAUAUCCGACGAAUUGUGCGCCUCCCUUAUCGAGACAAGUCUGGAGUGCAACGUGGCUACUUUUAUCUCUAUCCUGAGCGGAAUCUCAGCAAAGUAUACAGAGAAACAAUUCGGAGCAGUGAGCUACUUCAACGCGGAUGGGUAUUUCAAGAAUGGCUCCUUAGCAGAAGGAUAGUUUGUUUCACUCCCUUCGGAACACUGAUUGAAUGCCAAUCUCGAGACCCAAGAAAUAUUUGUGGCGAAUCAUUGAAAAUCGAAAUCGCGAGAGAUGAUCCUCUCCCCCUGAUUCUCAAACGUCUCUUCGAUUUCGAUAGCUCAAACAUUUCCGAUCUCUGGUACACCGUUGUCGAAGUCUAUUCUGCGCUAAGUCUCACGAAUCCAGCCCAGGAUAGGAUCAAAGCACUUUCUGGUAUUGCGUUGGAAUAUGGUCGAGCUAUGAAAAAGAGUCAUGCAACUUCGAGGAAAUUACCCUCUUCUUCCAACUUAGCUGCCACUGGUGAGUAUGCAUGUGGUCUAUGGCCCGACGACUUACACGUUGGCCUUUUGUGGCAGCAUAAGAAUCCAUGCAGCAUCAACCAACGGAUCGAAGGAGCGCCAACAUGGUCUUGGGCCUCAAUAACUGGGCGAGUUUCCUGGAAUCGCCUUACUGAGGGAAGAAGCAAUACAACGCCGGCAUGCACAUUCAUCAAACUGAUUACUCCAAAUAGCGUGGAGCUUUCUUUGUCUGGAACUCGAGGAGAUGCAUCUGAGAUGUAUUCUGAUGAGCCCGAUGCUCCAUUGCUGUCCGCAACUUCCUCGACUAAUGAAUGCCUUACUGGCACCAUCUUCAGCGUGAACAACAUGAUAAAUGCGCACUUGGUAUUACGAGGCCACUUGCAACGUAUUCUCAUCGAAGGAAAUUUUCACAACUUAGACGACUUACGGGAUCUACCCGAGAAGUACGAUCCCUUAGGUGGCGUAGACGAUUUCCGGAAAUACUACAGCAGGAAAACAAAAACAUCUUCACCGCCUCAGAUUCCAACAAUCCGUUUCGUCUGUCUCCCCUCCCUACAGCCCGAUAACAAUGACAUCGAGCGCCUCACACCAUCGUCAAAAAGUCUAAAAGAAAUAAGUGGCUGGGCUUCCUUCGAACAUCCUGAUUUCCAAACCCUAUACUGGUUACACGAAAAUGAAUGUCAGAUUUUGGCUCUCCAUGCCUCGACCAUGGGGUGGAACCAAGGCGGCUUUCAGUUUGGGUAUGUGGUUCCUUGGCAUGCCGCUUUUAAUGUGCUGUUUUUGCAGUGUGUUAAGUGGAGGAGGUUUCAGAGGGUAGGGGUUGGGGUUUUGUUUGGAAAAGAGGCAGAGAGGAGGUUUCGUGAAGGGGAAGAGCGGGAGAUUGUGAUUGUGUGA